GUUGUACAGGCAGCAUGGAGGCGGCAGGAAGGAGAAUCACACACGCCCUUAGCCCAGCAGUCUGACAAGUGAGAGAGGGGCUGGUGGUGGGGGGAAAAACAGCCUGGCUGGAGCCCCAUACCAACAAGAUGGGGAACAGCCAGCAACGAGUGAAGAAACUGCGACAAGCCAUCGGAGGCAACGACCGUAGGGCUCUGGAGAGGCUCAUCGAGAAAGGGAUAGACAUCAAUAUGGCCAUCGAUGACAUUGGAAACACGCCACUGACCUUAGCAAUUCAGCUGAACCAGUAUGACACCGUGCGCUACCUGGUGAUGGCAAAGUGUGAUGUGGAGCGGAGAAGCCGUCUGCAGUUCUCUGCCCUUGAAAUCGUUCUCCUAAACUUGGCGCACACAGAGAACAGUGCCUAUCUGGAAAUGCUGCGCGUGUUGCUACAAGCUGGGGCGGAGUCCGUUUCCGAUGCUGUAAUGGAGACUGUAUUUCCCAUGAUACAACACAACAGGGAGUUGGUUGUAAAACUGUCACAGAUCGUUGCUCAAUAUGCGCAGACGCCAUACGACAUCACCGGUACUUUGUCUCAUGUAAUUGUGCAGCACAAUCAGCCAGAGUGCUUCUGGACUCUCUUGGAGAGUGGAGCAGAUCUUCGGGACAUUUGGCCAAACAGCUGCGAUCAGCGUUACUUCUUGCCGUCCAGCGACCUCAAUGAGGGACCCAUCAACACAUAUUUCACCACCAUCUGUUGCACCAGGAAUAUAGAGUUUGCACAGAUCUACAUACAGGCAGCUAAUUCAAUGAAUGUUCUCAAGAGCAUUAUCUAUUUCAUUCUCGUCUACCCCAUCACGUCUGCCAGCAAAAUCAAAGAGCUGUUGAAAGCCUUGGUGAUGGCAGGCUACAAACUGAGCGACUUUUUGUUGAUACAUCUCGCUCGAGAAGACAAGGAUAUUGUAAGCUGGUAUAACGAUUUCCAGAGCACCCCUCUGUCCUUGAAACAUCUCAGCCGUCUAUGCAUCCGCAAAAACCUUCAAACCAACGUGAUUUAUGGAGUGAACAAACUGCCACUUCCUUUACCCAUGAUGCAGUACAUUAGAUUAGAGGACAUCAUAGAUCCUAAGAACUGGGCGAGACAGUGGGCAAAACGCACCCCAAGGAGCAGGCACACAAAGAAGAGACUCUAAUCAACAGGUUAACAUUUACCUGCCAGAGACAUUCUUCACUCCACAGGUUUCUUAAAAAUUUUCAAGAAUUCACCAUUCAUGAAAGAAUAUUGUACAGAUAAAAGCAUCUUUGAAACACUGUUUUGCUUAAGAAAGUUUUUGUUGUUUUUUUUCCCCCUCAAUUUGAUCACAUAUAAUGUUAAAGAUGCAUAGAUUACGUACAGGUACAUGCCUAUGUUUUUUGACAAUCGCUGGAAAUAUGGACAUUAUAUAUUUGUUGCUAGCUUUUUCUUGAACAGGAUAUAAACAGCCUAAAACUGCACACAAUACAUCAUACAUCCUGUUUGAUUAGAGAAAAUAGGACAUGUGCUUAGCCCAUUCAAUGUUUAGUUAAUUACUAUUUUGUUAACCAUCAUUCAUAGAUAUAUUUUGGUAAUCUUGAUGGUCAUAACAACUGCAUUUUCUGAUAUCCUUAACAAUAUCACAAUCAAUUACGGUCUCAAAUGUCUCAAAACUUACAUAUAUAUGUAUAUGUAACUUCUUUACUGAGAUAUCAUGCACAAUUUUACUCAAUCACAUAUUCAGUUUAUGAUAAUAAAUAACACUGAGACAAAUAUAUAAAAAAAAAAAUACGGACAUGAAGCCAUCAUCAUUUUAACUAAAAAUAUCUUCACUUUUACUUGAGUACAAUUAAACAUCCUACAUUAUUUGAAUCUCUAGUAAAAGUCCUUCACACCUGCAGGCAGCUUUUAUUUUUAAAGAGUCAACUGGAUAAGACUGUACAGAGGUAGACUAACUAGAUCUGCUGUAACACCUUCCUUAAGUCUCUCUGAUGAUCCCUCUAAAAAAUGGAGAGGUCAAGCCAAAGCACCAAUCAAAAUCAUUGUCUCAUUCAACAAAAUCCGUGAAAGAGCAAUCUUCACUUCCCAAAAUACAUCAGCAAGAAUUUGAUUGGAUAGACUUAGAGAUGUUUUUUCAAACCUACAACUUGUACACAUUGUUUGUUUUUAUUGCACUAAAAUGAAAUAUUUGUCCGAAAUACUAAAAACAGUCCAGGAAAAUACUUCCGAACAAAUAACUGAUGUGACUAUGUAGUCAGAAAAUACCACUGUAGAAUAAAAUCUACCAAAUGCAUUUUAGUCUACUGAGUAACUAUUUUCCAGGGCAGUGUUUAAUGGUUUUUCAUCUGACAUACUUUAGGAUAAUGUUUCCUCUGCCUGCAAUGAUGGUGAAUUUAUCAAAUGUCAUGGUUGUCACCUUUUAAAGGACGCGUCCAUGAUACAGGUAAUGUCUUAAUUUUUCCUUAUAUUGCUGUAUGUAUCUCCAAUAUUUCAGAUCAGAUACUUAAAAACAAUUUUGCACAUUACUUGUUUUGCUGUUUUUUAACCAGGAGCAGAGUUUACACACUUUCUGUUCUGGUCAUACCAGUUGUUCGUAGCCUGAGCUCUGAUGGCAUGCCAUGAAAUUUAGAACUUUUAAUAUUGGGCAUCCAAACGAAACAUACCACACGAUGCAAUCCAACAAGUGAAAACUAAUAAUAUUCAAUGGGUUUCAGUCACAAGAAAACAUAUGAAACUGAAACCAAUACAUUUUUUGUUAGAGAAGUGUAUUAAGGCAAAUGUUAAGGUAAACGAAGUUUGACCACUGAUUGACAUCACACAUUUUCAUGUUAAACCAAUUCAUGAAUAAAAUUUUCUGGCUACUCUGU
Liolophura sinensis is the source of this 2859-nucleotide messenger RNA. RefSeq lists its product as uncharacterized. The coding region runs from base 129 to 1172 and encodes 347 amino acids. The transcript has 2 exons. Gene Ontology annotation, molecular function: protein binding. Gene Ontology annotation, biological process: intracellular signal transduction; protein ubiquitination; positive regulation of protein catabolic process. Lineage: Eukaryota; Metazoa; Mollusca; Polyplacophora; Chitonida; Chitonidae. The record is from RefSeq and is a predicted model, not a curated record.